AUGCGGCGCGCGCGGUUGGGCCAGAAGCCGGUUGGAGGGUUUUUGGGGUUGUUGCAGUCGCUCUCUGCUGAUGUACCUGGAAAAGCAGCAGAAGAUGGUCCAAGUGGUUGGGCCCCUGCACGAAUUUGGGAGACCCGGAUGAAGCUCCUUGUUCCUGGCUUCUGUCUGGCCCAGCUGCAGCCGUUGUGGCCAUUUGGGGAGUGAACCAGCAGGAAGAUUCUUCAAACAACCAAUAUGUCAACCAAUACAGAUGUUUCUCUUUCUUCAUAUGAUGAAGAUCAGGGAUCCAAACUUAUCCGAAAAGCUAAAGAGGCACCAUUUGUCCCCAUUGGAAUGGCGGGGUUUGCAGCAAUUGUUGCAUAUGGACUGUACAAACUGAAGAGCAGGGGAAAUACGAAAAUGUCCCUUCACCUCAUUCACAUGCGUGUGGCGGCUCAAGGCUUUGUUGUAGGGGCAAUGACUCUUGGUAUGGGCUAUUCCAUGUAUCGGGAAUUCUGGGCGAAACCUAAACCUUAGAAGAGAUGCUGGCUUGGCCUUGUUGGAGAUGCUUCCUUUAGUUAGACAUCUCAUAUUGAGGUUAUGUGUUAUAUCGAAAAUAAAUAAUUUGAGUGGGUUUAGACAAUAAUACAUGGUAUUUUGAAUAUGGACCUCCUCGUGACCAAAUUAUUAGUGACUAGUUCACUAAUAGGUCUCAUUUUACACCUGGUAUUAAAAUGUUCUCCCUCCACCCCAACCCUUGUGAUGAAAUUAGUCCUAAAGAUCACAGCAGGCCAAUGCUGCAGUUAUUCCCAGUUUGCUGCAGUGUCUCAUGCUUCGUGUGUUGGAAAGGAGUCCUGUUUACCCAGUUAAUUCACUUUUUUCUGCCUGCCUCAUAGACUGGAUGAAUAUUUCAGUUUUUGGGAUUGGUUAUCUCUGAAAGAACUCUUUUUCAAAAAGUUCAUGGAAUAUAAUUUGUAAAGCCUCCCACACCUGAAUGUGUGUGUAUGUGUGUGUGUGUGUACUUGUGUAUGUACACAAACAAAAGGUAGCAAGCUUUUAAGACAGCUGCAUAGUAGUAUUUAUUUCAGAAUCAUACUUGUAGAUGUGAGACUAAUUUAAUUAUGGAUUCCAGGUUAGCUCUUUUGUAAAAACUGCAGAAUUAUAUUUUUGCUGCUGUUAUACUAGCAUAAUUUCUAAAUGUCACCUUGAAAUAGAAACAUGUAUUUUAACUGCUAAUACAAAGGUAAAUUAACACUUUUAAAAUGUGUGCAGUGUUUUUUAAUUUUCUGUGUAAGACUCAUAAAUGUUAAAUUACCUAUAGUGGAAGUGAUCAAUAGUUUAUGAGCAAGCUGGUUGGUCAGACGUUAUACACAAACUUUGAUAUACUACAGGAUACAUUACUGCAGUUGUGAAAUCUCUUGUCUAACCUGAACUUACAUUCCAUGGUGAUAGCAUGAUCUACAUAUUGUUAUUAAAGUAAGUAAACAUAUUAAA
Oryctolagus cuniculus (rabbit) is the source of this 1473-nucleotide messenger RNA. RefSeq names its product HIG1 hypoxia inducible domain family member 1A (gene HIGD1A). Gene Ontology annotation, cellular component: mitochondrion. NCBI's taxonomy places the organism in Eukaryota, Metazoa, Chordata, Mammalia, Lagomorpha, Leporidae. The record is from RefSeq and is a predicted model, not a curated record. Gene Ontology annotation, biological process: mitochondrial respirasome assembly; negative regulation of apoptotic process.